Choloepus didactylus (southern two-toed sloth) is the source of this 186-nucleotide messenger RNA. RefSeq names its product keratin-associated protein 19-8-like. Lineage: Eukaryota; Metazoa; Chordata; Mammalia; Pilosa; Megalonychidae. The transcript has a single exon. The record is from RefSeq and is a predicted model, not a curated record. The coding region runs from base 1 to 186 and encodes 61 amino acids.
AUGAGCUACUGCGGCAACUACUGCAGGGGCCUGGGCUCUGGCUAUGGAGGCUUCUCAGGCCUGGGCCAUGGCUAUGGCUAUGUCAGCUUCCCCAGGCUGGGCUAUGGCCUUGGCUACGGAGGCUGCGGAUACAGCUGCUGCCGCCCAGUCCGUUAUGGUGGAUACAGCUUCUCCGGCUGCUCCUGA